ACCGUAAUUUUCAAGAACCAACCACCACCAUCUCUAAGUUCCGCCGUACAUAUCUCCAAACACUUCACUCCUCUUUGAUGGCCUGCGAAUGUCUCUCUUCUCCUUAACAAAACGCACUUUCACCACCACCACUUCAACCACCCUCUCGUCAACCACCACCUCUCAUGGCUUCCACCACCACCGCCACCGUUAUUCGACCGCCGUAUGCUCCGCCUACAGUGAGGGACGACUACGACGUCAAGGAGGACUUCCCUUCAUUCGACGACAACAGCAGCAGCAAAUGCGCGCUCCUCAAGGUAGCUCUAUGCCCUUGUCUUGUUUUCAUCAGUCUCCUUUUAAUCGUUGUAUUCAUUGUUCUGAUUGUCAAGCUUCAUCUCUUUUGCCAUCUCCCAUUACACUACCUAUUUUACAAGAAAGAUUGCUAGCUUCAAAGGUUAGGGAUUGUAUUUCGAAGAGUUUUGAAAAUGGGUUUUCAAUUGAGUGUUUAGGUAGAUCAAGGAUUAUUUCUGCAAAUUGUAGGGGUUCCCUUGAUAGGGUUUUGAUUUCAGGUUGGGAAUCGAAUUGGGUAUUGCCUAAAUUUAGGGUUUCUAUAAAUAGUGCAAAUUCCAGGGGUUGCCUUGAUGGGGUUUUGAUUACAGGUUGUAACUCGAAUUGGGUAUCACCUAAAUUGGGGGUUUCUACAAAUAUGGGAAUUCUGGGUUUUGGAGGUCAUUCUAGGGCAUUUUCUAGCUUUAGGGAGGAGAGAGAAAGUAAUGAUGAUGAUGAUGAUGAGGAAGAGAGUCAAAGGAGUGAAGGAACUUUUGAGUCAAGUGCUGAUCCAGAAGAAGUUGCUAGAGUAGCUAAAUUGAUUGAUGAAUUGUUCGCUUUAGAUCGAAAUAUGGAGGCUGUUCUUGAUGAAUCUGGGAUUAAUUUAACUCAUGAUUUGGUUAUUGAUGUCUUGCAAAGGUUUAAGCAUGCUAGAAAGCCUGCAUUUCGGUUCUUUUGUUGGGCUGGGCAAAAACCAGGGUUUUUUUCACACAAUUCCAGAACUUACAAUGCAAUGUUGUUGAUAUUGGGGAAGACGAGGCAAUUUGAGACAAUGGGAUCAUUACUCAACGAAAUGGGGGAAAAAAAGCUUUUAAACAUGGACAGCUUUUUGAUUGCAAUAAAAGCUUAUGCUUCUGGUAAAGAGAGGAAAAAAGCUGUUGCAGUGUUUGAGUUGAUGAAGGAUUAUGGGUUUAAAGCAGGGGUUGAAACCAUUAAUUGCAUGCUUGAUGCUUUAGCUAGAGAGAAACUAGUGAAAGAAGCUCAAGUUUUGUAUGAUAGGUUGAAGAACAGGUUUACUCCAAACACAAAGACAUACUCAGUUUUGCUUAGUGGUUGGUGUAGAAUGAAGAAUCUUAUGGAAGCUGGUAAAAUCUGGAACGAGAUGAUUGAUCAAGGUUUGAACCCAGAUGUUGUUACUCAUAACAUAAUGUUAGAUGGGUUAUUAAAGGUUAACAAGAAAUCUGAUGCAAUCAAGCUUUUCGAGGUGAUGAAGGUUAAGGGUCCCGCUCCAAAUGUACGGACCUAUACUAUAUUGAUUAGGGAUUUGUGCAAGCAUUCAAAGUUGAAUGAAGCUGUUGCUUACUUUGAUGAGAUGACUUCUUCAGGUUGUAACCCAGAUGCUGCUGUAUAUACUUGUUUGAUUACAGGAUUUGGAAACCUUAAAAAGAUGGAUAUGGUGUUUGGUUUGUUAAAAGAGAUGAAGGAAAAGGGUUACCCUCCCGAUGGGCAACUGUAUAAUGCUUUGAUUAAAUUGAUGACGAAUAGAAGAAUGCCGGAUGAUGCAGUUCGUGUUUACAAGAAGAUGAUUCAUAGUGGAAUUGAGCCAACAAUUCAUACUUAUAUUAUGAUGAUGAAAUCUUACUUUUUUGCUGGAAAUAGUGAGAUGGGUUGUGCGGUGUGGGAUGAGAUGGUGCAAAGAGGUUGUUGCCCUGAUGAGAAUUGUUAUACUGUUCUUAUUGGUGGGCUUAUAAGGGAAGGGAGGUCUGAGGAGGCGUGUAAGUAUGUUGAGGAAGUUAUUAAUAAAGGGAUGAAAGUUCCGGAACUUGAUUUUAACAAGUUUGCAGCUGAUUUUUCUCGGGUUGGACGACCUAAUAUAUUGGAGGAAUUGGCGAGGAAGAUGAGGUUGUGUGGGAAGUCUGAAGUGUCUGAAGUUUUUUCGAGAUGGGCUCAGUUGAACGAGAAAAGAGGUACAAGAAGCGGCACGUUUGACUAAAGAUGGUUGUGUGCCGGGUCGGGCCAAAACGGGCCUGCCCCACGCCAAACCCACUUGGCAUCAGGCCGGACUGGAAACUUCAAAACAUAGCCAAUGCCCGGCCCAAGCCCACGGGUUGUCGUGUGUAAGUCCAAUUUUACUAAAUUUAGCGUGCUUUGUUGUGUUGGGUCGAGUCGUGCUGUGCCUUAUCGUGCUUUUCCCCAAAAAAAGCCCAGGCCCGGCCCCCAACUUCAUGCUUGUGACGAGCCGUGUUUUUUCGUGGCUGGGCCGACCUUGCCCACAUCCAUCUUUACGUUUGACACCUAUGAGUGAACUUCAUGGAUUAUUACUAUGGCUUUAGAACAUAAUCCGUAUUAUUACAGUGAAGAUCGAAAUGUUAGAUUGAUUUCCAACACGAGAAUUGUAGUGUUACCUUUGAUUUCGUAUUACUCGACUGUCAUUCGUUGUGUAUAGUAAGUGAAAAUUCCUUCAUUUUCUUCGAAUAUAGGAAUAUUGUUAUGUUAUUAUGCUUGAUUGCCUUGGUUAUGAAAAACUACACUUUUCAUUGUUUGCCA
Molecule: messenger RNA, 2793 nt
Organism: Spinacia oleracea (spinach)
Lineage: Eukaryota; Viridiplantae; Streptophyta; Magnoliopsida; Caryophyllales; Amaranthaceae
Product: pentatricopeptide repeat-containing protein At3g62470, mitochondrial-like
Exons: 1
Coding region: 89-2239 (716 amino acids)
Molecular function (GO): protein binding
Source: RefSeq, a predicted model, not a curated record